UCAGUGUAUGGCCUCUUUGUUACAGAUAUGCUUGGAAAAUCAGAAGUCUUUCUUCCAGUCAUAUCGUGACCAGGGAACCAAUAGCAUAGAGGUCCUGAAGAGAACCCUGGGAGAGUUGCACUCAAACCUUGAGUACGAGGAGCCGUUCUUCACAUCCCAGAUGGCUCAUUUGAAAAAAGACAUGAGAUCAAUCCAAGAACGACUCCUCAGCACAACGCACAAGGACGCCCUGGAAAGUUUGAGGAAAGGAUUGCGCGCCUGGAUCCUUGAUUGAAGUUGCAAUUUGAAUUGCAGGAUAAGUUAUGCUAAGUUAGUGUAAAUAUUACAUUAAGUCAGAGGUGUAAGUUAAGUUAUACUGUUAAUGUUUGGUAUUUUUUAACAGCAGUUACACUACUACUGUUAAGCAAAUAUAUAGAAGUGUUAUGGGCAAGUUAUGUUUCUGUCUCCCUGACCCUUGUGAAUUCUACUUUUUAAAU
This is a messenger RNA of Syngnathus acus (greater pipefish), 476 nucleotides long. It is a transcript of the gene sycp2, whose product is annotated as synaptonemal complex protein 2. The transcript is spliced from 4 exons. Lineage: Eukaryota; Metazoa; Chordata; Actinopteri; Syngnathiformes; Syngnathidae. The record is from RefSeq and is a predicted model, not a curated record. The coding region runs from base 8 to 274 and encodes 88 amino acids.